AUGUCUUUCUCAAAACCAAGAGAAGCAGUUACGGAAAGGGAUCAACUGAAUAUGAAAAUCCUCUUCCAAUCCCGCAAAUUCCUCCAGCAGCAAAUUGCAACCACCGAAGUGCAGCUCUCCCAACUAAAAGCCGAACUCGAACGUACAGAGCGGCAGAUUGCGACGGAGAUAGCGGCAGCGGCAAGUCAGCAGGAAGAUGGGAAGGAGAGUCAGGAAGAAGAACUGCCCCAGGGACGAAUACGAAGAUAUCCGCUGGAACAGGAUGAAUAUCGACGAUAUGGCCGGCAGAUGAUCGUCGAUCAGAUACGGCUGGAUGGACAACUGAAGCUUCGCGAAUCUUCUGUUCUCAUCAUCGGCGCGGGUGGGCUGGGAUGUCCCGCUGCGUUGUACCUAGCUGGUGCUGGGGUUGGGAUUCUAGGGAUUGUCGACGGGGAUACAGUGGAGGCAUCGAAUCUGCAUCGACAGGUGCUGCACCGCACGAAAUACGUGGGCAAACUCAAGGUGUACAGUGCGAUUGAGUAUUUAAAGGAACUAAACCCACACCCCAAAUACAUCCCCUACCCCACCCACCUCACCCCACAGAACGCCCCAGAAAUUUUCACCCCCUACUCCAUCAUCCUCGACUGCACCGACAACCCAGCCACCCGCUACCUAAUCUCCGACACCGCCGUCCUGCUCCGCAAGCCUCUCAUAUCUGCCUCCGCCCUCCGCACAGAUGGCCAGCUGAUGAUUCUCAACUACCCACCUGCCAACCCAUCCUCCGGCACCAGCACCAGCACCAGCGCCGUCAGCGGGCCAUGCUACCGCUGCAUCUUCCCCAAACCACCCCCAGCAGCCAGCGUAAUCAGCUGCGCGGAUGGCGGCAUCCUUGGUCCCGUCGUCGGUGUCAUGGGCGUACUACAGGCACUCGAGACGAUCCGUGUCCUCACCCAGCCCACCAGAACUGACAAUCCCAACCACAGCGCCAGUCCUAGCGCAGGCCAGCACCAUCAACCUAUCAUUCCAACAUUACAUCUCUUCUCUGCCUUCUCAAACCCACCGUUUAGGAGUGUACGACUUCGCCCGCGACGGGUGGACUGCGCCGCAUGUUCCGCCGCGGGGACGAUAACGCUCGAGUCGCUGCGUGGCGGAUCGAUGGACUACGCCCAAUUUUGCGGUGGUCUUGCGGGUUCGCUGGCGUUGUUGGGUGACGAGGAGCGGCUGUCGGCGACAGAGUAUUGGAGACGGUAUGCGCAGGCAGCGGCGGGGCUAGAGGAGGGUGGUGAAGCUGGAGAUGGCGAUGGAGAUGUGGAAAGUCCGAUUCUGAUCGAUGUGCGGGAGGCGGUGCAGUAUGGCAUUGGUGCGAUGGCGGGAAGCAUCAAUAUACCCAUGUCGCAGAUCUUGUCGGCCCCUAGCGCCACGUCAGACGUCGACUCCCCCCGUGAGGCGGCGUGUAAUGGUUUAGAUAUAGACAGAAAGCCACCUCUCCCAUCAUGGUUACCGCCACAAGUCCUCGAUGCAUCGUCUAAGAAGCCUAUACAUGUUGUGUGUCGACUUGGGAAUGAUUCGCAGGUCGUCGUACGGAAGCUGAAGGAGCUGGGUGUUGAUAGGGGAGGGGAAAGGUGGGUGGGAGAUAUCAAGGGUGGGUUGAGGGCAUGGAGGGAGGAGGUUGAGGCGGAAUUCCCUGAUUAUUGA
Messenger RNA from Paracoccidioides lutzii Pb01, 1674 nucleotides. RefSeq names its product molybdenum cofactor synthesis protein. Gene Ontology annotation, biological process: tRNA wobble position uridine thiolation; protein urmylation. The coding region runs from base 1 to 1674 and encodes 557 amino acids. Gene Ontology annotation, molecular function: adenylyltransferase activity; URM1 activating enzyme activity; thiosulfate-cyanide sulfurtransferase activity. The transcript has 3 exons. The record is from RefSeq and is a predicted model, not a curated record. Gene Ontology annotation, cellular component: cytosol; cytoplasm.